AUGGCGGUGGCGCCGCCGCCCCUCACGGAGGGGCUGCUGGCGACGUUGAAGGGUCUCGUCGAGCUGGGCGACCGAUUCGGGCCCAGCAAGGACGUCCCCAUCGCAGAACAGAUGAAGUCGCUGGCGAGCCGCAUGCUCGACCAUCCCAGCAUCGAGCACGAAAGGCUCGCCGAGCUCUUCAUCGACUGCGUGUCCGAGCUGAGUCCGAAAACGACCGUCUACGUCUCGCUGCUCGCGCACGUCAUUCGGUCCGGGGGCGUGCCGAUCGGGCAGGCCGUGAUCCGGCAAUGCGCCGCGUCGCUCGAAGACUCCCUCAGGGACGGACGUCACCAGUCCGCAGUCCCGGUGCUGCGGCUGCUGUGCGCGAUGACUGACGCAAAGGUUCUCAGCUCCGCCACCGCCAGCCGCGUCCUCCAGUCGCUCCUCACGGCCGCGAUCAAGUGCGCGCGGUCGAGCAUAGAGCAGCGGCGCCCGGCGCCCGCCUGGCAACUCUACAGCGACUCCCUGGCCACCGCCUCGCUGUCCUGCCUGCCCUACUGCCGCCAGGCGAUGGCUGCGUCGGAGCCAAAGGAUGUCGCGGCCGUGCUCGACCUGGCCAAGGAGUACAUGACGCUGCGCGCGACGCCCCGCUGCGACCUGCGCUUUUCGCCAACUGUGCCCGCCGAGGCCGGCGACGCGCCCCCGCCGGACAGCGGCGCGGCGAGCCACCUGACGGCACUCUGGGACGCGCUCCAGGAGUGCGAGGCCGACGGCGGGGCGCGCUGGCCGGAGCUGGUGGUAGUGCGCCCGCCAGACGCGGUGUGUGCGUGGCGCAAGGAGGCGGGCGUCGACGUGGACGAGCCGCUGCAGGGCUGGGCGCGGCCGCUGGACGAAUCCGGCCUGCAGAUCACGGUGCCGUGGAUUGUGCCGGGUAUCUCGGACGCGGGGUCGCCCGCGGAGGUGGCUGCGCGGGUGCUGGCGCAGUAUGGUCCCCGGGGGGGUAUCAACUUGCUGCCGCGGGACGCGGUGAACGGCGGGGCGCCGAACCUGGAGCGCAUCAUGACGGACGAUCUCAUCAUCGAGACGCUCGUGCAGCUGCACGGUCAAAGGGUGCUGUGCGUGAAGCGGCUGGCGACGAUCAACACGAAGCUCAACCUGGGCAUGGUGCUGGCCGAGACGCUCUUUGGGCAGCUGCUGCGGCUCCCUGCGCCGCGGCACCGGCCCAUCGCGUACUUCAACAUCAUGACCGACCUCGCGGGGCUGAAGAACGUGAGCUUCGCGCGCCCGAUGUCGGGCUGCAUGAAGGAGCUCUUCCGUCUGUCAGGCGUGCUCCUGCCGGACGUGUUCGCCCGCGUGGGGGAGUAUUUGGCCUACCACCUGUGUACCCACGGGAUGUUUUGGCCGUGGGAGCGCUGGGCGCACGUCGUGGACGCCCCCGCGCACGACCCGCAGCGGCGCUUCUGCCAGCACGUGCUGUUCCGGCUGCUGCGCGCGUCCUACCACUCGAAGGUCAAGGAGACGCUGCCGGAGAGCAUGCACGUGUUGCUGCAGCCCGAGCCCGCGGCGCAGAUGCUGCCCCCGGAAGCGGACGACGAUGCCGCCGCCGUGCGACGGACGCGCGAUCUGCUGCCGAAGCUCAAGGCCAAGGCGUCGACGGAGGAGGUGAAGGCGUGGGUUGAAGCGGAGGGGGUGUUGCAGGACGUGGGGGGGGUGUCGGCGCUGGUGGGGGUCGUGGCGCGGGCGGUGCUCUUGGCGGGCGCGAAGAGCUUCGCGCACACGCUCGCGAUGCUGGAGCGCUACACGGAGGUGCUGGAGGGCCUGAUCAUGAACGCGGGAGAGCCAGGGCGGGUGGCGGCGGUGCAGGCGGCGGCGGCGGUGUGGGCGGGGCACCGGCAGCGGUUCGCGAUGGUCGUCGGGAAGGCGAUGUCGAUGCGACUGGUCACGCCGGAGACGCUCAUCACGUGGGCUGCGGCCGAGGACGGCCUGGUCGCAAUUGAGGAUGAGGUGGCGUUCGUGUCGACGUGGGAGGUGUUUUGCAUGGGGGUGUCUCGGGCGAUCUCGCGCGAGUCCGACGCGCGCGGGGAGCUCGCGGCGGCGAAGGCGGAGCUUGCGGCCGCGCAGAUGCGCCUCCAGGGCGCGCAGAGGGCCGCCGAGGACGCGGGUGCUGCGAAGGAGGAGGCUGCGAAGGACCCCCCCCCUGACAAGAUGGACGAGGACACGGGGGGGCCGGGACCGGGCGGGGCGCCGGACGACAAGGCUGGAAACGCGGUCGAGGAGGCGGCGAGGGCCGUCGAGAAAGCCAAGGAGGAGCUCGAGGCCGCGGAGGUCACGGCGCAAGAAGCGGCGGAGGAGGAGCGCCGCGCACUGUUGUUGGCCGUGCGCUCCUUGGCCGGACUGCUGCCGGACCCGCUGCCUGCGAUGCCGUCGGCGCACGAUCUCCGCCCGGCGCGCGUCGUCGCGGACGAGAAAGCCGCCGCCGCGGCGGCGGAGGGCCGCACGGAGGAGGGCAGCGGCGCCAUGGCUGUGGACGGCGAGGCGGAGCCCGCGGGCAUCUCCGGCAAGGAGAGGUCCGCGCGGGUGGCGCGGCAGGUGCUGCUGUGUCUGGCGUCGCUCGUGUCGCUGCACUACGCUCGGUUCGCGCCGCUCGCCGUGGACGUGAAGGGUCUGCUGGCGAAGAAGCCUGACGCAGUGCGGGGAGCGGUUCUGGGGGUGUUUGCGGGCGCGCAGUAG
Pedinophyceae sp. YPF-701 is the source of this 2709-nucleotide messenger RNA. Lineage: Eukaryota; Viridiplantae; Chlorophyta; Pedinophyceae. The record is from the annotation of a GenBank genome assembly.